AUGGAGGGCCCUAGCCCCAUCAGAUGGGGAGCUUAUCGCGAAGGCGCCCGAUCCCAGUUGCGGCGAUUCCAUUCGCUCAAGCGCGAAGGCCCGGCUCUAAUACAAGCCUACCAAGAUGUCCUCGAUAAGGACGAAACAUUUACUCAGUUUUUCUCUGAUGACCGCCUUCAGAGCUAUGAGCUCGAGUCAAAAUUGAGAAAACUGCUCGGUAUUCGUCCUCCACUCGUGGACGAGCCCGAAAGCCCCAACAAUCAGAAUGAUGCAUCGCUCAGUUGGGCUACCAUCAUCCGAGAUGGCAAGUUCGAAGAGAGAGACGAUGGCUUCUUCCAGUGCCGCAUGCAAGGACGACUUAUCAAGAUCGAUGAGGCAAUGCACAGGACUAUCAUGGUUAAUCGGUGCUUGAACCCGCCAGACAAGGAUCCCUGGGUCAGCGCUGCCGACGUGAAGAAGGAAUAUGAGGUCAAUCUGUCGAUUGAGGCAGACGUCCUUGAUGAACUUCGUGUUCAGACGAAAUACGUCGAGCGACUUAAGCGACUGCACCAAUCGCUGAAGAAGCGUCGAUACAGGCUGCAAGGUGAUCAAGGCCCAGCAGCUUUAUCUUCCAAAAGAUCCCGCACGCCUCAUACCCUUCGAAGCAAAAAUUCCAGUCCGAUCGAUUCAAGCCUGAAAUUAUCUGUCGUAUCUCACACUGCUGGUGAUUCCCAGCCCGAGUCCCGUAUGUCUAUCUCAACUGAGCCACCCGGCGGUCUUAUGAAGCCUACUGCAUCGAUUGAGACUACGGAUGCACGUGGACACAGCGCAUCUCCAUCCUCAUCAGAUGUCUCGACUGGGGAGGAUAUACCAUUUUCACGCGACCAGAAUAGCCUAAAGAGGAAAAACCUAAGUUCAGACUAUGAGGAGACUCUUGACGAGGACUGGCCUACACAGCAUCAGACGCCAGUGCCACGCGAUACUUCCACCCCGUUGAUCUCCGCUUCCAAGCGCAACAAGUCCGCAGCUGCCGAGGAAGGCAAUAAAAUGAUUGAUAGUGUCGGUGCAGCAGCUAAGAGUCGCACGUCGGUUCCAUCCAACACGUCUACCCCGUUGGCUUCUGUUCCCAGGAGCAGUGAACAGUCCGCUCCCGAGAACAGCCAUACAAUAUUUGAUGGAGCAUCUGAGCGCAACGAUUUCCCUAUCAGAUGGCUUAGCGAAGCUCCUAGUGCAUUGUACUCCGAAGCUCCCAGUCCAUUGUAUCCAGACAAUGAUGAGAUGGAGAUUGACAAACAGACCCAGUCCCCGAAGCCAAUGGCUCCAACUCAACGCGCCAAGCAGCCCACGCCUAAGCAUGAAACACCGCGCAAGAGCAAGCGAGCCUUGAAUGGGGCCGCAAGCUCUUUACGCCAGGAAUAUGAGAACGCAGGCCAGCUGAUCGACCUCACCUCAAGCCCAGCAUCCAACCCAGCCUCAGUCCAGGAAGCCAUGCAACUCGGUUUAGAGAUGGCUGGAUGGCAGGGAGACUUCACGCCAGUUGAUCUGCGCCCCAAAGCAGCAUCUACGAAGACGAAGACCAAGUCGAGAGUCAAGGAGCAGAAGAAAGGCACCCGAGUCCGGAAUAACUUUACCCAGGAAGAGUGUGACCAUGCGCCAGCUUGGUUGAAGCCCAGAUUAGCGGCCGGCAUAUCCCCAGCUCAACUUGAGCAAGACUAUGAGGCAAGAUUCGGCGUUCUGCACCGCUACAACACUCUGAAGCAUUGGCUGGAACGACAGGAAGCAAAGUCUGGUACCAUCCUCAGCAAGAUUGUGGUAUUCAAAAUUUCGACCCUAUUCCUGGAAUCCUUCGAGUGA
Penicillium antarcticum is the source of this 1824-nucleotide messenger RNA. RefSeq lists its product as uncharacterized. Lineage: Eukaryota; Fungi; Ascomycota; Eurotiomycetes; Eurotiales; Aspergillaceae. Bases 1 to 1824 code for a protein of 607 amino acids. The transcript is spliced from 2 exons. The record is from RefSeq and is a predicted model, not a curated record.